Messenger RNA from Amorphotheca resinae ATCC 22711, 812 nucleotides. RefSeq lists its product as hypothetical. Lineage: Eukaryota; Fungi; Ascomycota; Leotiomycetes; Helotiales; Amorphothecaceae. The transcript has 2 exons. The record is from RefSeq and is a predicted model, not a curated record. The coding region runs from base 309 to 701 and encodes 130 amino acids.
UGCCCAACAUAUACCUUAAUAAGUCGAUACUGCCGGCCAACCUUACAUCCUGUCCUGUAACAGCACGUCCUUGCCGUCCAAUCAAGACAAAAUACACCGACAUGGUAAAGUCGCGUCUCCAUACGCCAUAUAUAUAAUCCGAAUCAUCCGUCACUUGUCAAUGCUGCAAGCUCCGCGGGCAGUCCGUCCUCUCCCCGCUCUGUCAAGCAACGUCUGCCCUUCACUUCCUGGGAAUUGAAGCCGCAGCUUCAAGCGUCCUGCCUGGACUCUCUGCUUGAUUUCACAAGAACACAGUACUCAGCUCGAGUAUGUCUUGGUUCUCUAUCCUUCCGCCGAGCAUCUCGUUCAUUGAAACAUGGGCUAUCCGCAUCUUUCUCCUACUCGGCGCUUUGUCAAUAGGCCCAUGGCUGCUGCUCAUAGUCUACGACGCGAUCCUAUAUAUUUUCCGUACCGCGACAUAUGAUAUCCCUUACAUUGGUGGCCGAGCAAGAAACAGGCCGAGACCCAGAGCGCCGAGCUUAAGUGAGAGGCCCAAUGGAAGAGCCCGAACGUUCAGUCUGACUGUUCCAGGGGUUCCCGCGGCAGUAGAAUCAGUGGAAGGCGCAGCGGCUGGGCUAAGGAAACGUGCGGAGAGAUCAGAUCAUGAGGGAAGCAGCAGCAAUGUUAUGGGAGAUGGUCGAACACCAAACUUUUUAUUAUGACCCUGUUCUAGAUUUCAGGUCAAUCGUUCAAGGACUUUCAGCAAAUCUGCAGUGACCCCCAUAGCGGUGACUUCGCCUCCAGCACCUGCUCCCUGUACGAUCAGGGGAUUG